This is a messenger RNA of Eruca vesicaria subsp. sativa (arugula), 1173 nucleotides long. NCBI's taxonomy places the organism in Eukaryota, Viridiplantae, Streptophyta, Magnoliopsida, Brassicales, Brassicaceae. The record is from the annotation of a GenBank genome assembly.
GGGUGUCUCUUCCAGUAACAAGACUUUAAUAAGUCUCUUUUUCAGUUAUAACAUUUAAACAAUGAUGCUUGCGGUGGAAGAUGUGUUGAGUGAGCUCGCUGGAGAAGACAGAAACGACAGAGGUUUACCACCUGGCUUCCGGUUUCACCCGACGGACGAAGAGCUCAUAACUUUCUACUUAGCCUCCAAAGUCUUCCACGGAGGUCUCUGUGGCAUUCACAUAGCCGAAGUUGAUCUCAAUCGCUGCGAACCUUGGGAACUUCCAGAAAUGGCCAAGAUGGGAGAGAGAGAGUGGUACUUUUACAGUCUAAGGGAUAGGAAAUAUCCGACGGGGCUAAGGACUAAUAGAGCCACUACUGCUGGAUAUUGGAAGGCUACCGGCAAAGAUAAGGAGGUCUUUGCUGGCGGAGUAGGAGGAGCACUUGUUGGGAUGAAGAAGACCCUUGUGUUCUACAAGGGUAGGGCACCUCGUGGCCUCAAGACUAAGUGGGUCAUGCAUGAGUAUCGCCUCGAAACUGAUCUUUCUCACCGCCACACGUGUAAGGAGGAAUGGGUGAUUUGCAGAGUGUUUAACAAAACAGGAGACAGAAAGAAUGUUGGAAUCCAUAACCAAAUAAGCUAUCUCCAUAACACUUCACUGUCAACAACACAUCAACAUCAAAACACUAAUAACUAUUAUCAUCAUCUUGAAACCUUGCCUCCUCUUCUUGAACCAUCUAAAACCCUACCCAACUUUCCAUCACUACUUUACGAUGAUACCCACCAAAGUUACAAUAAUAACCUAGUCCAUGCAUCAUCAGGCCACAACGUCGACCAGUUCAAAGCCCUAAUCAACCCAGUCAUGUCUCAACUCAACGGAAUCAUUUUCUCUCCACAGAACAGCAACUACAACAACGAAGAAGACGACAACUUUGGCGUGAAGACCGAGCAAUAUUCGAGCGGUGGCAAUAACGAUCUUGAUGUACGAGAUUACUUAGAGAACCCUCUUUUCCAGGAAGCGGGUUACAGUCUAAUGGGUCUUUCGUCUUCUCCUGGACCUCUUAUGCUAUUAGAUUCUCCAUAUGUCCUUUAGGUUUCCAGCUGUAGAAUCCAGGCCUAUGGAUUAUAUAUUGGACCUUUAUAUAUUUGGUCUUUUAUGGUUUCUUAUUUUUAAGCCUUUGUGAAAUACAUUAA